GGCCCCGCCCCGCUUCGUGAGCCCGGGGGAGGUGCCUGCGGAAAAUGGCUGCGGUGUGCCGGAACGUGAAGGGUCUAGUCGCCAUAAUAACCGGAGGCGCCUCGGGCCUAGGCCUGGCCACAGCAGAGCGACUGGUGGAGAAGGGGGCCAGCGCUGUUCUUCUGGACCUGCCCAGCUCAGAUGGGGAGGUCCAGGCCAAGAAGUUAGGGAAGAGCUGUGCCUUUGCCCCAGCUGACGUGACCUCAGAGAAGGACGUGCAAGCAGCCCUGGCUCUAGCAAAAGAAAAGUUUGGUCGUGUGGACAUAGCAGUCAAUUGUGCAGGCAUUGCAGUAGCCAUCAGGACAUACAACUUAAAGAAGAACCAGGCCCAUACCUUGGAGGACUUCCAGCGAGUUCUCAAUGUGAAUCUCUUAGGUACUUUCAAUGUGAUCCGCCUUGUGGCUGGUGAGAUGGGCCAGAAUGAACCAGAUCAGGGAGGCCAACGUGGGGUCAUCAUCAAUACUGCCAGUGUGGCUGCCUUUGAGGGCCAGGUUGGACAAGCUGCAUAUUCUGCUUCCAAGGGGGGCAUAGUGGGCAUGACAUUGCCCAUUGCUCGGGACCUGGCUCCCAUGGGCAUCCGGGUGAUAACCAUUGCUCCAGGCCUAUUUGGUACCUCACUCCUGAACAGCCUCCCAGAGAAAGUACGCAACUUCCUGGCCAGCCAAGUGCCCUUCCCCAGGCGAUUGGGCGACCCUGCUGAGUAUGGUCAUCUGGUACAGUCCAUUAUCGAGAACCCAUUCAUCAAUGGAGAGGUCAUCCGGUUGGAUGGGGCCAUCCGCAUGCAGCCUUGAAGGGAGAGGGCAGAGAAAACACUCUUCCAACCUUCCUUCCCCUGGCAUACUGUGUUGCAGUUUGGGAAGAAGCUAGUAGCCACUUUGUAACUGCCCACUAGUUACCCUCUGGGCCUAAUAAAGUAUCUCUUAUAGGAA
Molecule: messenger RNA, 968 nt
Organism: Phyllostomus discolor (pale spear-nosed bat)
Lineage: Eukaryota; Metazoa; Chordata; Mammalia; Chiroptera; Phyllostomidae
Gene: HSD17B10
Product: hydroxysteroid 17-beta dehydrogenase 10
Exons: 6
Coding region: 45-830 (261 amino acids)
Biological process (GO): androgen metabolic process; estrogen metabolic process; fatty acid metabolic process
Cellular component (GO): mitochondrion
Molecular function (GO): estradiol 17-beta-dehydrogenase [NAD(P)+] activity
Source: RefSeq, a predicted model, not a curated record